This is a messenger RNA of Schistosoma intercalatum, 2859 nucleotides long. The record is from the annotation of a GenBank genome assembly. Lineage: Eukaryota; Metazoa; Platyhelminthes; Trematoda; Strigeidida; Schistosomatidae.
GUUGUCGACUGCUUUGUUUAAUUAAAGUCAAUGCAGUUUGUACCCAUCCUAAUUCGGUGGCCUAUCUUUCGUAUUACUGCCUAUCUCAGCAUUCCUCACGCACACUGUCUUAGUACCCAAAGAAUCCAAUCUCUCGAUUUCGGAGGAGCUGUUAUAGAAAAAUUUUCAGAAAUGCGACUGGAACCCCAAAUUUUCCACUGUUAUGAAAUUUUUCCGCCUUGAUUUCGAGUUAUUUAGGGAAAUACCUGAAACUUUCGCAGAAUAUUAUGUCGACCCAGUGUACCUCAAACGUUUUAAUAUGUUAAAACCCAAGUUUUCGUGGGAAGUCAAGCAACUAAUAAAGGGGAAAUAAUAACAAACAGUGGGAAAAUAAAGAAAAAAUUCUGUUGGAAAAUAAAGGGAAAAUAACAGGGGACACACAUAAGUACCUGCUUUUUCACCUUUCACUGGGAAAUUAAGUUGAACCUCUCCUUUUAUUCGUCCUGUGUUUCGAAUUCGCCAACAUAUCCCACGAAAUUUUCAAUGACUUUAUAAAUAUCUAUUUGUAUCGUUUGAUGAAACCCGAAAAUAUGCCCGACGUUUCGGGAAAACCAUACGUUCUUUGUUGAGAACCACAAAGAAUUUUCUGUGUACAAAAGUCUUUCGUUUUUAUUUGCCCAGUCUAGGGACUUUUGGUAAAUUUUGGAGUUUUCUCCGAAGUCGUAUUAAAAUUCCAAUUUUUCCCAACGUUUGGGGAAACUAAAUUUGGUGAAAUUUCCCCCAUAAUCGAGAGAUUGAGUGUAGUUCAUUUCGCGAACUUAGCACAUUUCUAAAACCACGCCAUUGUUCUCCACAUCAACAUGUUGUCGCACUCACACUUAGCUUGCAUUAACGUUUUUUUGUAGAAUUAAGUAUACUACGCUUAGAAGACAACAUGUCAAGAAGCAAUCACUUUAUUCACCUCAUCGAAAUAGUCCUAUCUUGUCAACACAUAAUAACAAACGUCAUAUAUAGGCGUUGUCGUGGUUAAAAGAUUGUGUUAUAAGUGAGAUUGUGUAUUGAAAUGUGAAACGACACACGCAUUUCUCACGAAUCAUUCACGUCAUGUUCUUUUUCAUCGGGAUUGAGUUGUUAAUGUGUUUAUUAUGUCGAUGUCGAACUUUCGUUAAGUGUUCCACAGACAGAAUAAAACAUUAGUCUUCCAUGUAGUAAACGUAAUAUCGAAAAAUUUCCCAUGCUAAUAGUAGACACUUUUUUAAAAAAGUGGUAAAAACAUGCAGGUAUUCAAUAAUACAUUUAGUCUUUAUUAAGUUCACCUUUCCUUGGGAUCCCCAUCAACGCUUAUUUACUUUAUCUCUUUCGUCGUGUGAGAAAGCCUGACUCGCAACGUCUAUCGUUUGUGUUAUUUUGUUUUCGGGAUAGUUCGCGCUUUGAACCGCGAACACAGAGCACCUAACAAAAGAUACCGACUGUAAUCUUGGAUUGCUGCGAACUGUUCUGUAGAGUUGGUAGUUACUCAUACUUAUUUCGCUUCUAGCUCUGUGUAAAGUAUAAUUAAUGGCCAGUUCGAGCGUCGACACGUAAGCUAAACAAGCUUUUGUGAAUUUCCUAAGAUCAUCACGAAUGAUCUUCACGUCAAAUUUUAUAACUCACAACUUACGAACUGACCGCGGGCUUUUCGCUCUUUCAAUGCAGCUUCUAGAGUAUGCAGCUUUUCUGGUGUCUUUACCGGGAAUGCCAAAAUAAAACUGCAGCAACUAUACCUGUCCUUCACAACGCUGUAUGAGCUUCUCAUGUAAAAAUCAUCCUGAAAAUCGUCACUGAAGGUCAACAUAGAUUUAUUGUGAUCAUCAAUGACAACUGAAAGACUAUUUGAUAAUAUAAGCAUCAAGCCUGGACUUAUUGUAUUCGACUUGGAUUGUACAUUAUGGCCGUUUGACUGUGACAUUUACGAUAGUCAAGUUUUUCACAAAAAUGGUGAUAUGAUUUAUGAUGAAAAUAAUUACCCACUAAAUAUACUUCAAGAUUCAAAUAAUAUAUUGAAAUCUAUCAAACAAGAAAAAGAUGUACUAUUGGCAUGUGCUUCAAGGACCCCUUCGGUGGAAACAGCUCGUCAGUUAGUUUACCUAAAUGGUUGGGAUAAAUUAUUCGAUCAUAUGGAAAUAUAUCCAAACAGUAAAAUUGUUCACUUCCAGACACUUCAACGAAAGACUAAAAUUCCAUACAAUAAAAUGAUAUUUUUCGAUGAUUUACAAUGGAAUAUCAAAGAAGUAAAAAGUCUAGGUGUUCACAGCCAUCACGUACCUAAUGGUGUGCACACGGGGGCUUUUCGUAAAGCAUUGAAAGAAUAUGAACGGUUUUGGUCUUGUAAAUAAGAAAUCUAUUCAACAAACUACAGUAUUACCGUCAUUGUCCUUCUCUUUCUCCCCUGGAUCAAACAAACUGUUUCUAGUCAUUUCAGAGAGAGAAUGAGAGAAAACACUACAUUUAUUUCUGUAUCUUUUGAAACUUUUCAAAGCUUUAUCAAGAUGUUUUUCUGUCUGAUUACAUUUUCGCUGGCAGUCUUGAUCAUAGUUACUAAUAUUCACUAGUGUAAGUGCCAUUAGUAACCGAGGUGGGUUGGGGGGCCACAUUAAUAACCAACUGUUUCAUCGUAGUUUGCGAUUUUUGACUGAUGAACAAACAUCCAUCACCUAAGCUGAAAAUCAGUUUCAAACGACUUCAGUUCUUGUUUGAAAACUACACUUACCUGUGGCGAUUUAUUCAAAAUAAUGUAGGAGUUAGAAACAAACAGUUGUAUGGUUUCAACUGCAUUAUUUGCAAAAUAUUCUGUCACUGUACACAUUUUGUUUGCAAUAAAAUCGAUAUUAUUUUUAUUAA